This is a messenger RNA of Chlorocebus sabaeus (green monkey), 4709 nucleotides long. NCBI's taxonomy places the organism in Eukaryota, Metazoa, Chordata, Mammalia, Primates, Cercopithecidae. The record is from RefSeq and is a predicted model, not a curated record.
GACUCAAUUAUCCAUGUGGAGAUUAUUCACAUUUAAUUUGCAAUCUGGUUUCUCCUUUCAGUUAGGUUGUUCUUGGGCUGCUCCAGGAAUGCCAACUAAUUUAAAUAAUAAUUUAAGUAAAACAUAAUUAGGAAGGAAAAUUAAAUUCAAUUUUUUGGCAGCUCUUGAAUAUUCUACUGCGGAAAUGUAACUAAUCCAUCCACUAUCUUUUAAUUCACCAAUGCCUUUUUAGUACCACAGGAUUUUAUUGCUUUCCAUAGAUUAUUGCAGUAGUUUCCAGGUAGCCCUCCUGCUUACCUCUUUCCACUCCAAUCAUCAUUCUGCUGACAGCAACCUUCAAAAAACCAACUCCCACUGCAAAAUUUCUUUGCUUCAAAACAUUUGAUGGAUAGAAAAAACAACUUAAUGGCUACCCAUUUCUCACCAGAUUAAGUGCACAUGCCACAACCAGUCAUUAAAGGCUUUUUUCUAGUCUAAAUUCCUGUUCUUCAAACGUCAAACCGUCCUUCUACUCUACUGACCUGAAACACACUGCCUCACCCUCCACACCUCCACAUCUCUGCAGACCCACCGCAUUUGCCACCUGCCCUAGGAAGCUUUUCCUGAUCUUACCUCCCAUGCCUUUCACUGCUCCCACAUCUGAAUUCCUUUAACUCACUCCAUGUUUUUCUCAAAGGCAGACCAAGGUCUUUAUGCAAACAUGGUGUCUCCCUAGUCUUGGAUGAGGUCCUUGACAUCACUCACUGCAGCGAUUCAUCUCCCCUACUCUGCAGUGUCAGACUCUAAAGAAGGGUGCAACAAAUACUUGUCCAUUUAGACUGCUGGCAAACCCUGAGAGCAGGAAUUUUGGCCUUUUGUAUCUCCCAUGCCUAGAACAGCGCUUGGUACACAGUAGGCGCUCAUUCAUUGAACGUUGCUGAAGGAAUUGAACGUACAUACUACAAGCCCUGCAGAUGCAGAUACAGAAGGGGUUGAUGGCAGAGUGCUUAGGGUGGAACUGUAGGCACCACCUCUCCUGAGGGGUGAUGCGCAGCUUCCUGGGCAGGCUCAGGGGAGCUGGCUCAACCGCCUGCCUCUCUGCAGGCCAAACGCUGGAAAAAAACCCCCCACACAUUACCUAUUCAAGUAUGUACACACAGGCUCACUUAAACCUGCCCUAUUAAAAAAACAUACCCACACACGCACACACCACGUAUCCAAGUAUGUACACAUGGGCUUGCUUAAACCUGCCCUAUUAAAAAUAAUAUAUAUAUAUGCACAUACAUACACACACAUAUCUAUCCAGGUCUGUAUAUGGACUUGCUUAAACCUGCCCUAUUAAAUACACACACACACACACCCCUGUCCACGUAUGUACAUACAUAUAUAAUACAUAAAUAUAAAGACAUAUAUAUGCACAGACUUAAGUCCAACACGAUUGUAGUGUCGGGAGGACAACUGGGCCGCCCUCUCUGCCCUCCAGGACUGCGGGACAGGUCUCCGGUCGCCGGGGUCGCAGGAGCCCCAGAGCUCUAAAGCGGCUCCUGCGCGGCUUGGGCCUUCCGGCUUUCCGUCCGCCGCGGCCGCCAUUGGCUGGCUUCGGCGCAGUUGACAGACGGCGGCAGUGCGAGAAAGUCGAGGAUGGCGGUGCCGGCGGCGCUGAUCCUACGGGAGAGCCCCAGCAUGAAGAAAGCAGUGUCACUGAUCAAUGCAAUAGAUAUAGGAAGAUUUCCACGGUUGCUCACUCGGAUUCUUCAAAAACUUCACCUGAAGGCUGAGAGCAGUUUCAGUGAAGAAGAGGAAGAAAAACUUCAAGUGGCAUUUUCUCUAGAGAAACAAGAUCUUCACCUUGUUCUUGAAACAAUAUCAUUUAUUUUAGAACAGGCAGUGUAUCACAAUGUGAAGCCAGCAGCUUUGCAGCAGCAAUUAGAGAACAUUCAUCUUAGACAAGACAAAGCUGAAGCAUUUGUCAAUACGUGGUCUUCUAUGGGUCAAGAAACAGUUGAAAAGUUCAGGCAGAGAAUUCUGGCUCCCUAUAAGCUAGAGACGGUUGGAUGGCAGCUUAACCUUCAGAUGGCUCACUCUGCUCAAGCAAAACUAAAAUCUCCUCAAGCUGUGUUACAACUCGGAGUGAACAAUGAAGAUUCAAAGAGCCUGGAAAGUCCCUUUUAUUUCUUCUGUGAACUGAGUAAGGUAUUCCUUUAGGUGUAGGAUGAUGAUCUGGAACUUACUAGUAUAGGCUGGAACUAUUCCAUGAGUGAAAAUCCAUGCAUACAUGCACAUUCCAAGUAGCUAUAUACUUCCUCUGGUUUACUUUUCAUGACUACCUAAUGUUAAGUCUACGUAGCUAAAAGCAUUUUAUAUGUUGGAAGUAUACUAUUUUGACCACAUACAUUGGAUAUGCUUUAAGCAUCAUGAGUUCAGCAAUGCUUGUCUUUGGGAUUCUCAAGUCCCCCUAACUUCUUUGUUACAUCUUCAAAGUAUGCCUAUGUGUCUAUUAUAUUUUUAGGCAGUAGGAAUAAAAGAAUAAUGCUUCUUGUAAGACAGCCAUGUUAAUAAGACAUUCAGAUUAUUCAGGAAGAUGUGAAUAUCUAGAUGUGAAAUCUAACUCAUUUGAAAUAUGAGCUUGAGUACAUUUAUGUUUUUCUGUGUGUUUGUAUUUUGAAAUUUUGAAUAAAUGUAUAUAUGCACCUUGAUUAAUCUUAUAACUUGCAGUUCUAGAGCACCAUUUUCAUUAACAAAUAUGCUGAGGAAGAAGAGCAGAAGCACACAUACGUAAAAGAUAUUUCCCUUUCAUCUUGUAUGUAGACUUAAGUGACUUCUUUGCAUUGCCUUUCUCUUUUAUGGCAUUGUACACAUUUUGUGCCUGUGUCUUUUAUCUCCUAAACAAUAGACACAUAAUGAGGUAUAGAGCUACCAUCACCUAGGCAGAAACAUACCAUCUUCAAGUGAUACGGUGUGCCCUAGCUAUAAAGGACCGGUUAACUACUAUACCUGUUUUCCUCAAUGUACUGCUGGCUGGAAUUACUGCUCUUUCUUUUGUUUACCUUCCUUGAUUUUAGGAUUUUGUAUUCUGUUCUUUGUACUCUUCAUCUUGUUCCUUAUGUUAAUUUUUAUGUGACUCCUGUUAUUAAGGACCACUAACUACUUUUCUCUCAAAUAUUUACUCUGUUAUGAAAUGAGAAUUCUUCACAGGUUGGAAUAUUAAGUAAAAGGAAUGAGGGUAUAGAGCAUGUUUUAAAAAACAAGUUUGUUAAAGGAAAGGAAAACUUUUACCAAAAGGGAGAUUAAAUGUUAUCACUGCUUAGUUUAGGAUAUACAGUAUCUUAAAGUACAAAACUGUCAUACUUAUGAAGUUGGUGUUUGUUUAAAACAGGAAGCAUUGAGUACAGUUCUCACAAAUGUGUAUUUUACAGGGUAGUUAUCCUGAAAAUAUACAUAUAUUAAACUAUUGGGAGGAUUAAAGUGACUGUAAAUUGUGAGGGAGUAUUUUGGUGGUGUUUACUUUGAACUGAAAACUUACUGUAAUUCACUGAAGAGUGUGGUUUAUGAGGAGCUCCUUGUCUUCUUUUUCACUUCUAACAUACACAUGAAAAAUGUAGCCUGCAGUGAAGUUUUAAUUGCUAUCACACUGGAUAACACUGUUUGACUGUAGUCUCCUUUCUUAGAACACUUCUGUCUCGAGGCUUUCCUGUUUUGCUACUAAUUUUAUCACAAAAACUGGGUGAUUGUAGCUUUCCUGCAGUAUUUUGAUAUGUAUUCUAGUUGUUUUUGGUUAAUUGUCUUAGUGUUUGUCUACUGUGUUUAGGAAAGUGAGAUUAUUUUCCUGUUCCACAGAUACCUCAAAUUGAGUUUUCUGACUUAAAGUUUUUUUCAUUAGGGGGCAGUAGAGUGCUUUGCUUACUGAGCCUUUUCUGGCAUUCACAGUGUUAUUUGAAAUAACAUUCAAAAUAAUUUGUGAAGUCAGUAGUUGAAGGAAAUGCUAAGUGUUUACAUUUCUAAUCUGUAUAGAACAAUAGAGUUCCCUUAUUUAUUUCCAUCAACAAAAUUAAUGCUUAUUAAUCAUUUAUGUAUAGAACAAAUAAAUGAAAUCAUCAUGAUUUGACUUUUGAAAUUUGUAUAAGAUCAUUUGCCAAAAUGAAAUAUAUUAAAAGCUUUCUACAGUAUUGACUUUUUUGUUACAUUAUGUCACUUAUAUUAAUUUCUUCAUGAGAAAAAAGCAUAAAAUAGUCCAUAAGAUAAUUGAAUGGCACUAUUAGGUUAUGAUGUAACUAGUUCUAGGCCCAUUGUAGUCAGCUGAAAGUUCUUUAUUUAGAGAGAGUAAUGUCAUUUGUAACAAAUGUUGGUAAUAUUGUCUGACACCAACACUUUAACUUUGAAUUUCUUAAAAUACUUUAAUUUUGCUAUUUAUCUUUGUACACUUUUUUCCCCAGUAAAUUUCCUGUUAAAGACAAACCUGUUUUGUUAAUACAGGGAUUCCAAAUUUUAUUUGUACAUCUUUGAGGAAGGAUCCUUGUGUUUCAUUUUUUUUUUCUUUUGUAAUAACUGUGGUAAAAUCACCCUGAGAGAACUUUUGUUUAUCUUAAUGUUAAAUUAGAUUAUAAUCAGGUUGCAGAAAGUACUUUAUGUAAAAGUAAUUAUGAUUUUGAAUGAAUUUGGGACUCAAUACUAGUUUUCUGACUUAGAGCUCUUCAUUCUUAUUUCCAAAAUAUGUGACAAAUUCUGUUUAG